ACCGUUUACGACCAGAUUUUUGUAUAACUUCCACCUCACCAGUUGUUUCAUAUCUUUCAAGCCAAUACCUUACAGUCGACUCAUGGACAUGUAAAUAUCGUGAAAUAUCAGCAUUUGACAUAUGUGGGCCAUACCGAUGCUGUGAUAAAAAUACGAUUUCCCAUCUUUUCUUUAUAGAAAUGUCCAUUCUUUAAUUGAGUUAUAAAUUGAUAAGAGAAGCAAUAGAAAUGUUCCUAUUUAUAUGCGAUGAUGACUAUGAAUAGUCCGUCCAAACAAAGUAAAAAGAUAAAAGAAAGGUUAUUGUUCAAUAUCAAAAAGAGCACGGAUCCACUUAUGACACUUACUGUAUGGUAACUGAUUAAUCUCAUGAGAAAUCUUGUUAUAUGAAACAACGUCUUGUUCAUUAUGAAUUUCCGUUGCAAUUAGAAUUAGUUAAUAAAAGAUGAAUUUUAGAAAAUAGAGGAAAAUCUAAUCAAUCGGAAGAAGAAAACAUCAAUACUUAUUAAAUCUAUUAUUAAGACCCUGUAAAAUUCUAAUAACCAAGAUAAAAUAUAUCAAUAAUUUAAUAGUUUGAACCAAAUUUGUAUGUUAUUCAUAUUUCAACAGAUUUAGUGAUAUUCCAAUCAUCAUGAGAUGACGGAUUAUUCCCGAGAGCAUCCCAACGGUAAAUAUGGAUGGUAGAUGUAUCCACCAAGGACUAGAUAAAUAUUUUGUGUCAGAGAAAAUCAAUUUCCCGUCAUAAGUGUUUGUUAAAGUUUGUAUUGAUAAAAUAGUACAUAAUAGAUGUUUCGAUCAGAAUAGAUUAAGAUCACAUAUAAAAAAAAGUGGCAAUGUUCUAUUGCACAAACUUUUUGACUAGAGUAUAUAAAUGUGAUAUUCGAUAUUAUCUUCCGAAAUAUUUCAAAUAAAAUAAAAUAAAGAGAUUAUUGAAGCAUGAACGUCAUUAAUAAGUUUGUCAGCAUAAGAUUUCGAUUCUUUAUCAAGAUUUCAUUUCCGAGCAUGAUUUCUUGAUUAAUAAGUACUAUUCAUUAAUAAUUAAAGAGAUCCUCAUUAUAUUCGUUCUAUGGAAAUUUUCAGAUCAAUAUAAUUACUUUGAUUUUAAUAACUUUUACACAUAAAUUAAAACAUAGCUAUGCCGAAUGACAGAAAACCGGAAUUGUCUCAAGAAAGGUUUUAUUGUCUUUUUUUUAAUAUUAAGUAAACUUGAAUUUAUUUUCUUUAAAAUACAAAAUCGAGAAUUGAUAAGAAGCAUAAAAAAACGAUUUUGCUUAUUCUUUUAAUAUCUUUCUUUUCGAAACUCUCCAUAUAACAGAGUUGUUAAAUAAAUAUUUUGCUAAUAAAAUUUUAGUUUGCUUGGUUAUAUAUUGUUUUACUUAUUUUGGCUGGUAUUGGAAUUUUAUUAUUUCUCUUUCUUAUCAAAGCAAAAGCGGCUUCGUCCAGUGGCACCGGGAAUAACAAGUCAGGCGGAUUUAUAGUUGCUGGAUCAAUAGGAAUCAUUAUUGAUCUUAUUAUAUUUACUGUUGUGUUUGGCCUUGCCAUACUUAUAAUAGUACUUGCUUUCAAAUUAGCAAGACUUAUCGAUGCAAAAACCCCGUUAUCAACUCAACAAAUUUGA
Messenger RNA from Rotaria sp. Silwood2, 1615 nucleotides. Lineage: Eukaryota; Metazoa; Rotifera; Eurotatoria; Philodinida; Philodinidae. The record is from the annotation of a GenBank genome assembly.